Messenger RNA from Caenorhabditis remanei, 387 nucleotides. RefSeq lists its product as uncharacterized. Gene Ontology annotation, biological process: protein phosphorylation. The transcript has 2 exons. NCBI's taxonomy places the organism in Eukaryota, Metazoa, Nematoda, Chromadorea, Rhabditida, Rhabditidae. Gene Ontology annotation, molecular function: ATP binding; protein kinase activity. The coding region runs from base 1 to 387 and encodes 128 amino acids. The record is from RefSeq and is a predicted model, not a curated record.
AUGAUUCUCGAUGACGAAGACAGCACUCAUGGAGGGACUCUCAUAAACAAUCACCCAGAUCUAAUGGGAAAGAUUAAAAAGCCAAACAUAGUCUACGACAUCUGGAGUCUCGGUAUAUGUCUCUUCGAACUACACGAAGGACAUCACCCCUUUGAGGCAACAAACGGUCAAUUCGAGCUGUCUUUGAAACACAAUACCUGGCUUCCAAAACUGAGUCGUCAAAACGAGUUGUCUACCAUUCUGUCCGACUUCUUGGAAAAAUCAAUGAACAGACAACAACAGGACUUGAUCACCCUGGACUUUAUCGGAAACCAUCCAUACAUCAAAAACUCGUUUGAAACUGAAAGUGCCGGAAGACAGUGGUUAUGUGAUAUCCUACGACAAUAA